AGUCGUUGAGUGUCGACGGCGUUAGUUAACAUGGCUGGUCAAGCUGCGAGUGUCGUUCGUCAAGUGAAACCAAUUUUAUCUGUCAAUCGAAAAGAUGCGCGUCGAAAAGUGCUUACGUUGUACAAAGCAUGGAUCCGUCAAGUACCAAUCUCAUGUACGCGAUUCUCACUGUCUGUUAUCUUAUAAUAUUCCCAAAAGUGAAGUAGACUGUAAACGAAAGAUACGUGAGGAAUUUAGACGUCAUGCUCAUCUUACUGAUUUACGGAUUAUAGACAUAGUUAUUGUAAAGGGUCAAAUGGAGUUGCAAGAAGUAGCUAACCUGUGGAAACCUGCAGGAGCACUUAUGCAUUAUUGGAAAGAAACGUGGGAAAAAAAGCCAACUGAUUUCAUGUCAAAAUUUCUCAGUGGCCAGGAUUAAUUUAUUCUACCAUUAGUUUACGAGAUGUAUCAUAGAAAUAUAAUUGUAUAAAAAAUAAAAUAAAUAUAUAAAUAUAAAUAUAAA
Molecule: messenger RNA, 502 nt
Organism: Acromyrmex echinatior (Panamanian leafcutter ant)
Lineage: Eukaryota; Metazoa; Arthropoda; Insecta; Hymenoptera; Formicidae
Gene: ND-B14
Product: NADH dehydrogenase (ubiquinone) B14 subunit
Biological process (GO): response to oxidative stress
Cellular component (GO): respiratory chain complex I
Source: RefSeq, a predicted model, not a curated record